This is a messenger RNA of Schistocerca gregaria, 5908 nucleotides long. RefSeq lists its product as uncharacterized. The transcript is spliced from 3 exons. Bases 220 to 945 code for a protein of 241 amino acids. NCBI's taxonomy places the organism in Eukaryota, Metazoa, Arthropoda, Insecta, Orthoptera, Acrididae. The record is from RefSeq and is a predicted model, not a curated record.
AAAAAAAAAUGAAUCUCUGUAGCGCGGUAAAUAAAUCUCUGGUUGGCGGUAAAGUAAGUUAUAGUGGGCGGGAAGAAGUUCCUGUUGUGAAGGCCGUUACCAGAAGACACCAGUGCCAUCAAACACUGUAGACUACGAUGAUCGUUAGUAACAAGAAGCUGAGUAGUGUGAUGUAUUAGGAGUAUUUUCGAAUCUAGAGAUUUCUUCAAAAAAAAUAAAAUGGAGCUAACUAAGACGUUUCCUGAUCAAGACAAGUUGACUGCAGAACAGUGUGCAAAUAUUUAUUGUGAUCUUGUCGAUCAUCACCGUGAGCAUCUGGUGCGCCAUCUAUCAGAUGAUGUGGUAUUGGACUGGUUUGGAAGAACCAUUGCAGGAAAGGAAAUGCUGCUGAAUUUCUUUCAACAAGAGACUCAUAUGGAACACAAACUGGUAUCAGUUGAACCAGCAGGUUAUGUUAAAAUUCAGAGAAGGCCAGCAAUUCGAAAGCUGAGAAAACAAUGUGUACCCGAUCUUAAAGAAACAAUAUUCACAGAUGAAUGCUCUAAAGUAGAAGAUAAGUUUCCAGAAAGUGAGCCUAAGCUUCCGUUUUACCAUACAGGUAAGAAAUUCCCCAGGAUACCUGUACAGGUAUGCAAAGAAACAUACAGAUCUGCUUUGCCUCUUAGUAGGUAUGAAAGAGGACAAGGAGAUGAAGAGAACUAUUUUCUUGAAGCUAGUGGUACAAUAGAAUUUGCUAUUACAAAACAGUCACCUACAUCACCAAAAAAUCUUAAGCUAAUUGCUGACUCGUCCAAGUGGGAGCGGAACUUUAAAUUGCAUCUUUCUUGCAUACUCCCAAAAAACGAAGGUCUUGAUCCUGUCAGAAACUUGGAAAUUUUUCAAAUAAUUUAUAGCAGCACAAGUCGUUGCAGGAAGAAUCUCUUUCAGGCAUUUAGCCAAGCAUAAAAAUGCAUGGGACAGAAAGAUUUCAGUACUGUGAUAACUUUGUAAAAUAGACUCCAUAAUUUGCUGGUUGUCCAUUAUGUAGCUGUUUGAACCAUGAUGCUGUAUAUUAUUUGUUCUGUUUUCAAUGUGGGGAAAUACUGAGAGAAUCCUUUUUAGUUAUUGGAGGAAGAAAGAUACUCCGUAUUGGUACUGAUAUGUUCUACACUAAUUUCACACCCUUUUGUAUUUAUGUACAGUUGAAGGUGCAGUUUAAUGGCUCUUUCAUAUGUGUGGUUACCAUUUACUUGGUAUGAGAAUUUAAUUGCUACAGUACAUGUAGUAGUAAAUGUAACUUCAAAAAAAUGUGGUGCUACUGUAAGGAAAAAAAAUUGCUCAUCACCAGAGAUUGAAGAUGUUUCAGUUCACAUAAUGUACUUUUGACAGUUUGUUCAGUGGAAAAGCAAGUAUUAAUUCAAAAGGUGGAAUGAACUAGUGUUUUUCAGUUCAUCUCUUGCAAUCAUGUGUCACUUCUGUUUUCCAUGAUUACAUGAUAGACAUUUGACAUUACUUCUGUGAUUAUGUAUUAUAUAUAUAUUUUUUUUACUCUGUUAGCAGAAUAUAUAUUCUUUUUUAUGUGAGCAGUGGUAUUGCAUUAGUAUUUGUUAGACGUGUAAGUACUGAAGGUUUAAAGUACAAAUAAUUUUUAGAUAAUUUAUACAUAUAUGUAUUAUUUCUUUUCAAGUGACAGAAGCAUUGUAGUUUGGCUUAUGAAGUCACAUGUCUUAUUUUUUGACAUAACGGCAGUAUAAGUACUUUUAAGUUAAUUUUUGUUCCUGUAAAUUUAAGCCAUGUUACUUUCUGUUCUUUUAUAUGUAAGCCAUUUAAAAAUUUUAUGCAAAUGGAAUCUCAUGUUAAUUAAAAGCAAUAUUUACAAAACAAGAAGUUCAAUCCACCCAGUGCCUGUAUUGUGUAAGUGGAUGCUCAGGGAGGGAGAAAAAAGGUUCUUCACCCAAUGCUUGAGAUAUAACACCUGACUGUCUCUUUAAUAUUCUCAAGUAAUUGAGAGGGGUAUAAGGCAAGGACAACAAAUUAAAUGUGAUAUCACUGAUAAUACGAAAAACCUACUUGAAGGUUACACAGGAGUAACUAUUCAAGUCCAGUUUACAAGAUCCUGAGAAAAUUUAAACUUUAUAAUAAGAAAUUUAUAAUCCCGAAAGUUGUUUACUUUGUGUGUUGUCAUGGUGUAAUAGCCGCUUACAAUAAACAGUACACAGUAAUACAUAGAAUUUGUAAAAUAAAAAUGAGCUAGCUCCAGUCAUAAACAAAUUUAAAAGCCUAGAAAUCACUUUUUCUGAACAUUACCACCACUAUAUCACUUUUAUACUGGAUACGCAGGAUAUAUUCAAUAAAGCAAUCUUAUCUUGACAUGAUGGUAGGUCUACUUCCAAUAAUACUGUAUGACAGUGAAAAAGAACUAGAACAAUAAUGCAAUACACAGAUUUAAUUUUGCAUUGUAAAGUCCUUAAAUCUCUGAAAUUAAUUUGAAGGCCUAGAAACCAUAGUUAGGGUUUUGUUAUAAUGAGCCGGUUUUUUUUCUGAAUUAUUCAAUUUUGUAUGGCACAUAAGUUGCUGUUUAAUGGUGUACAACAGUAGUAUUAAUUAAUACUGUAAAUAGGCCAAAAAGUCUAGUUGAGUGUUACAGUGUCUGUAAACUUAUGAAACAUCAGUCAUCAUCAUUGUGCUUUCACUGACAUAAAACGAAAUAUUGUUAAGCUUCUCAAACAUAAAAUGCUUCAAAAUUUGCAAGUCAUCGUAUUUGCUUUAGGAAUGCCCAAGAAGCUGUAGGUCAUAUUUUGCAGCUAGGAACGUACUUCGAUUCUUGCAGUUCAGGACCAUCAGUGAUCUUUUAGGUUUCACAUGGACCAAAGUAUGACUCUCCAUUACGAGAAACUUUGGGGUAGUUCUCUCACUAACAGGACAUUUCUAUUUUUAAUUUUCACUCACAAACUGUCCCCAUUGCAGAAAAAUUCUUUCUUGCAUGGUUCUGGAAGUCUCCUUGCAUUUCACAUAUUGUCUUUGUAUUUACUAGGCUCAUCCUUUUGACACAUUCAAGAUAAGAAUGACUCUUCACUGGAAAAAGUUUACAAGAAUAUGGUCAAAUCUUUCUUUAGCCUCCAACAAAGACAUGAAACAAACUGAAGUUCUAGUUCUGUCUUUAGCAAUAAUUGCAGAAUAUACUGAUAUCUCAUACAUUGCUGGAUAUGACUUUAGUAGGUUAAUGCCAUAGCAUAGAAUAAACUUGAUCUGGACCUUUCUUUGAAAUGGUUUGAUUAUAGGUAUCCUCUGUAGCAAGGCAAUGUAUAUUAAAUGAGUAAAAUAACAGCUGCCAUUGAUAUUAAACCUUAUUUGUUGAGAUAUUGGGGAAUUUUCUGAUAAUUGCUCAUAAUUGCAACUGUGUUUUUAAUUUCUCUACACUUCAGUGUGCUUGAUUUAUAUGCCACAGGACAAUGGGAAUUUUUUUUUGUUAACUUUGGGUGUUUUCAUACUUCAGUUUUCAAUUAAUGUUUUGUAAUUUUUACUGGUAUGAACUGAUAUUUGAACCAAAAAAAUUUAUUGUAGCUGGCUGCUACAGAAAUGAAACACAAAUGAGAGAAUAACACCAAAAUAAAACAAGUUGCAAAGAAAAUGUGCAAUUUACAACAACAGUGUGCACGCAAGUGUCUGCCAACAGCAAGAUGACACUUUCAGGAUCACUCCGCUUAGAAAUAUUUCACAUGCAAAAGACCACCAAUGCCUUAUUCAAAAUUUAACUGGCAUGUGUGUGUUAGAUAUAUCUUAAAGGGUAGCACAGACUAAAAGAUAUUCCAAUGUUUUACACGAAAGCUUGCCGUCUUUUGUAGCAAUACUGUGUGUAUAUUACUUUAAACCAUGAACAUUCCUUAUUUGUGUGUUCACACUUCAUGUGUCCCAUGCUCUGUGGUGAAAUCAUGUAACGUGAGCUAUGACUGACUGAUGAAAGUGGGUUGCAAUCUUUAUUUCAGUGUUUCGGAAGCUACUGUGCUGUAUGUGGUAGAAUUCUUAUUUAUACCUUUGUAAUAUGAAAAUAUGCACUGUACAUGUUACCACCGAAGAAAGAAAAAAAAAACAACUUUUUUGCUGGAUAUUGUUUCCUAAAGUGGCAGGAAGCUUUCCUAUUUUGAGGGAAAGUAUAUUGUCACUUAACAUGGUAAGAAUGUGCUGUCACCCAGGAUAAAGUGUAUUAUUUUACAUGGGAAAAAUCUGAGAAUUUUUCCCUACCCCUUGUAAACACCCUACAAAAUUUGUUAGCCUCUCUCUUGCACUGUUCAUUUUAAACAGAUAGGCAUUUCCUCCUAGUAAUCAGAUCCUUCAGAGAAAUCUCAAUGUGACUGCUAGCUAUGUGUGAAUCAACUUCAGCAACAGUGGCUUAGGUUUUAUUGCAAAUGCUGCAGGUGUCAGUUCUUUAGUAGGUGAAAGCUAUGUUACAUUUUGUCAUAGAAAUUAAAUACUAUGUCCACAGGAUUUGGAUUGUCCAGGAAUUUAAGUACAUCUGCUGUAACUUGUUGGCCUUUGAGUGAUUUUACAUGCUUCUGAGCUUUGGCUGUUUUUUCAUCUAAAGGUUUGUGUGGUCUGUUACCGUGUUUACCCCUGGUCUCAAAGUGUGCUUUCUCUGUAGUGGCUGGGUAAUGUUUCAAAGUGAUGAGAGGUUGAUUCGUAAUGCUAUGGAUGGACAGAAGUGGUGCAUGACAAACUGGUAUUUGAAUUGUCUUUCCAUCUGUUAUUAACGAAACUUUAUAAUUGUAGAAGUCCCAAUUUUGUGUUUCAUCACAGUUCUUUCUUCAUCUCCUGUGCAGUAUCAGUGUGUAUAUGCCCUUGGACAACUGGUAAACACCCAGGAAUUUCAGAAUUCUGAGAAGCUUUUAUUGUUUUAGUUUUCAGUUAAAAUUUAAGUUAGUAACACCAAAAUUAAACUUUAGUUGCCAAGAAAAAUGUGCCGUUUACAAUAAUAAAAAAAAAGCGCACACACAACUGUCUGCUUACAGCAAAUAUAUCAAAGACUGUGCAAUACUUUGUAACAAUAAACUACGUACAAUGCAUCUUUCUUGUCAUUUCUAUGAGUGUGGUGUUACAACUGUUUACAUUCUUAACAGGCUGCAGACAAACUGUUGCGAAUGGUAAUUUGAGAAGGGUUACUUUCAAAAGUAAAUUUCCUUUUGUGCAAGAUGAAUUAUAUCAUGUGUGAUGAAUUUCUUAAAUCACAGCGCAUUAAAAACUUACUGCUGAGGACCGGGCACAUGAAAAAUUUGGGGCCCAGGAGACCAGCCUUUUAUGCCAUUCUUUAAAAUUUUACAGGUACAUGUGUGUUUGAUAUACCUGAAAGGAUAACACUCACUAGAGAGACAGUUUUUCAAAUUUAUUUUAGUUCUUUCAUAGACUACAAAUCAUGCAAUUUCACAUGUAAUUGGCUUUUCUGUGAAAGUCGAAGUGCUCCAUAGAACAUGUAUUCAGCCAGUAACUCACGAAAUGUUCGUUGCAUAACAGUGAAAUUAUAAACCUGUGCUUCUCAAAAAAAAAAUCUGUUGCUGCAAUUCAUGCUGUGCACUUAUUAUCACAUACUCAGAAAAAAACAGCAAAAUAAAUUAAAAAAUUUGGCAAACAAUAGUAGAUAUGAAAGAUUAGAUUUUCUUGUAGCUAUACUGUAUGUAUGUAUGUAUGUUAAUUUAAACCAUUAAAUUUUUAUGUUUGUGCUAUUUAACAAUGUAUUGCUACUGGCUGACUACAUCACACAUCCUAUGUCCUGAAUAUUUGCUGUUGAGUUUUACAGUUCCAAGGAAAAGUGCAUUAUCAUUUAACACAAAACUGGGGGGGGGGGGGGAGAUAAUGCUCUUCAACUGGGGUAUAGAGUACUUUUAUCAAUGUAUUUACACCCAAGAAACAGUAUUUUUAACCAGGAUUUUUCCCCCCU